AUGAAGUUUGCAGCUUUAGUAAGUGGUGGUAAAGAUUCAGUGUAUGCUAUUAAAAAAUUGAUUGAAGAAGGGAAUGAUUUAGUUGCUUUAAUACACAUGUAUAAAGAAGGCAAUGAUUUUACUGAUUCGUUUAUGUAUCAAACAGUUGGGUCUGAAAUAGCUAGCUUGUUUGGUGAAGUAAUGGGUGUUCCUUUAUUUAAAUAUAAAACUUCUUGCAAGGCUAUUAAUAAAGAACUGACCUACAAUGUCACUAAUAGUGAUGAAGUUGAAGAUCUAUUUAAUGCUGUUAGUAAAACUCUUGAUAUAGUAAAAUUUGAAGGAAUUUCUUCAGGUGCCAUAGCAUCCACCUAUCAAAAACUAAGAGUUGAAUCAAUUUGUGAGAGGUUGAAUAUAAAAAGUUUGGCACCUCUUUGGGGUGUCAAUCAAAAAGAAUUGAUAGAAGGAAUGAUUUCUUCAGGAUUAGAUGCACGUAUCGUAAAAAUUGCUUCUCCAAUAUUCAAUAAGUCUAAUAUUGGAAAUAAUUUAAUUGAAAUCUAUGAACAUGUUAAAAAUAACAGUCAAUUAAGUUAUGAUAAAAACUUUAAUUUUUGUGGAGAAGGUGGUGAAUUUGAAUCAGUUGUUUUUGAUUGUAAAGAUCUUUUUAUUAAGAGAAUUGAUUACGAAGAUUUAGUUAUUGAAAACCAUCCUGAAGAUGAUAAUAAACUUGAAUCUAACAGAGUUUAUUACGGUGUAUUUAAAAAUCCAUUUGUUAUCAAUAAGUAA
Messenger RNA from Hepatospora eriocheir, 762 nucleotides. The record is from the annotation of a GenBank genome assembly. NCBI's taxonomy places the organism in Eukaryota, Fungi, Microsporidia, Hepatosporidae.